Alnus glutinosa is the source of this 2249-nucleotide messenger RNA. RefSeq names its product plant UBX domain-containing protein 2. Gene Ontology annotation, biological process: defense response to fungus. The coding region runs from base 418 to 1884 and encodes 488 amino acids. NCBI's taxonomy places the organism in Eukaryota, Viridiplantae, Streptophyta, Magnoliopsida, Fagales, Betulaceae. The transcript is spliced from 3 exons. Gene Ontology annotation, molecular function: K63-linked polyubiquitin modification-dependent protein binding. The record is from RefSeq and is a predicted model, not a curated record.
GCGGCACAUUCAAAAUGGAUCAGGGGCCACAGGCGCACCAUGAACAUAGGCCAACGUGGCAUGACCUCAUUGGACUACUGAUGAACUUCUCGUCAACGACGUCCCGAACACGGGGAUGCCCACGUCACAACCGCCAAGAACAGCCGGUCUUAGGGGAUUUCUUCUUGUAAUCCAAUUCAGACAGGUUUCUUCUGAGCUUCCGAGAUUCGUUCAUCCCGUCCAAUAAAACCCUGAAAAGACCUGUUCUUUUGUUUGUUGUGUCCUAGGUUUCUUCAAUCAUAAACCCUAGUUUCGUUUCCAUAGAAAUCUCAUCAGACCCUCAAAAGACCUGUUCUUUUGUUUGUUGUUUCCUAGUUUUCUUCAAUCAUAAACCCUAGUUUCGUUUCCAGAGAAAUCUUUUUUUGGGCAUAUAUAGAUAUGGACGACGUGAAAGACAAGGUCAAGGGAUUCAUGAAAAAAGUCAAUAAUCCUUUCUCAUCCUCAUCUUCUGGUAAAUUCAAGGGCCAAGGAAGAGUCUUAGGAUCGUCGUCUUCCGGACCCGCUAACCCUAUCUUUGCUCGCCCUUCUUCGGAGAUUCCCAAUCCAAAGCAGAAUCCAUCUUCGCAGAUUCCCAAUCCAAAGCAGAAUCCAUCUUCGGCUGAUUCAGCGAGAUCGAAUUCGAAGCCUUUGUCUCAAAACACACCUAAUUCCGACCAGAAUAGGUCGGAUUCAUCGAAGAAUUCGGCCCCGAAUCGCAACCCGAGUAAUGGGUUUGAUCCAUUUGACUCGAUGAUUACUUCUGGGAAGAGAUCACAAAAUGGGUACUCAUUAAAUGUGUAUGAAUGUCCCAUCUGUGGGCAGUCUUAUAGGUCUGAAGAAGAGGUGACUAUACAUGUGGAUAGUUGUGUCAACAACUCGGUUGAAAACAAUGGUGGUUCGGAGUUGGCCGACAGUGGGGUGGAGUCUAAGAGUGAAUUGGAGAGUUGCAUUGGUGCUUUUGUUUCGGGGAAUCCCCUGGAGGGAUCAGUGGAGGUUGUUCUUAAGCUGUUGAGGAAUAUAGUGAGGGAACCGGAGAAUGCGAAGUUUAGGAGGAUUAGGAUGAGUAAUCCGAAGAUUAGGGAGUCCAUCGGUGAGGUUGCCGGGGGGAUUGAGUUGUUGGAGUGUGUAGGUUUUGGAUUGAAGGAGGAGGAUGGAGAGAUGUGGGCGGUCAUGGAGGUUCCUAAGGAGGACCAGAUUAGGUUAAUUAAUAGUGCAGUAGCGUUACUGGAACCACAAAGGGUAGAGGAACCACAAAAGAAAGAAAAUUCUCCAUCUGCAACUUCAGCUCAUGUGGAAGAACGGUUUGAGCCAAAAAAGGUCGACAGAGAGGUCCGAGUAUUCUUUUCUGUACCUGAAAGCGUAGCAGCAAAAAUUGUGUUACCAGCUUCUUUCUAUAAUCUCUCACUUGAAGAGGUCAAAAGAGAAGCUGAUUUGAGGAAGAAAAAGAUUGCAGAAUCUCAACUUUUGGUACCAAAAUCAUACAAGGAAAAGCAGGCGAAAGCUGCUAGGAGGCGAUACAGAAAAACUAUUAUCCGGAUCCAGUUUCCUGAUGGAGUGGUGCUCCAAGGCAUCUUUUCACCUUGGGAGCCAACUAGCUCUCUCUACGAGUUUGUCAGAUCAGCACUAAAAGAACCCAGCUUGGAGUUUGAGCUAUUACAUCCUGUAGUCGUCAAACGAAGGGUGAUUCCUCAUUUUCCAGCUACAGGGCAGACUGCUGCAACAUUAGAUGAUGAGGACUUGGUGCCCUCAGCACUUGUCAAGUUCAAACCAAUUGAAACAGAUUCUGUUGUUUUCACAGGCCUCAGCAAUGACCUGCUUGAAAUUAUUGAACCACUUGUAAUUGAUUCAGCAGUUGCUGCAAAAUAAGCUUCAAUGUACCUGGUAUAUUCUCUUGGUGGGCAUAAUAAUUUAAAGUCACUCCUGGGGUUUAAAGCUGGUCGUAUCCUCAGUUUCCCUCUCAUGUUCUACUAUUCAGCCAAAGUGUACUCCCCCAGAUGCCAUUUCCUGUGCAUGCAAAAAAUGAUCCCAUAUUUCAUCGAGUGUUUAUUUCUGUUCUUGAAAUGUCCUUAACCAGAGCCCUUGAAUGCAUUUGUUAUCUAACGAGGGUUUUACCAUAAAAUUUAAUUUGUACAGUAAAGUGAAUUGAAGGUCUGAUCAGAUCGUUUUGAACUUAUCAAGAACAUUGUGAUUGUUUCUUUUCAUUAGUAUAAAUUAUGAGAAAUGUUUGUUUU